This is a messenger RNA of Teleopsis dalmanni, 992 nucleotides long. It is a transcript of the gene Ubc4, whose product is annotated as ubiquitin-conjugating enzyme E2-22 kDa. Lineage: Eukaryota; Metazoa; Arthropoda; Insecta; Diptera; Diopsidae. Gene Ontology annotation, molecular function: protein binding; ubiquitin conjugating enzyme activity. Gene Ontology annotation, cellular component: nucleus. The record is from RefSeq and is a predicted model, not a curated record. The coding region runs from base 153 to 752 and encodes 199 amino acids. Gene Ontology annotation, biological process: proteasome-mediated ubiquitin-dependent protein catabolic process; protein polyubiquitination. The transcript has 6 exons.
AAUAAUAAUAAACAGGAACAAUCUUGUGGUCAAAUGCAUCUAUUGUAUACUUGGCUGGGUGACAUUGGAUAAAUAACUCGAAGGAGCCAAUAACAAUUCCAAAUAAAAGUAAGGAACCCAAGGAGUAUAUCGCGACAACCAAUUGCAGCAUAAUGGCGAAUAUGGCAGUAUCUCGAAUCAAGCGCGAAUUUAAAGAAGUCAUGAAAAGUGAAGAGAUCGUACAGUGUUCAAUUAAAAUUGAGUUGAUUAAUGACAGUUGGACCGAGCUACGGGGUGAAAUUGCCGGGCCACCAGAUACACCAUACGAAGGCGGAAAGUUUAUAUUGGAAAUUAAGGUGCCAGAAACCUAUCCAUUUAAUCCGCCAAAGGUGCGCUUUAUUACUAAAAUAUGGCAUCCGAAUAUAUCGUCUGUAACUGGUGCUAUUUGUUUAGAUAUAUUGAAGGACAAUUGGGCUGCUGCUAUGACCUUACGCACGGUUUUGCUUUCUUUGCAAGCUUUAUUAGCAGCAGCAGAACCCGAUGAUCCUCAAGACGCAGUAGUCGCCUACCAGUAUAAAGACAAGCACCCAAUAUUUAUAACAACAGCAAAGCAUUGGACAAAUGCUUAUGCCGGAGGCCCACAUAAAUUUCCAGAAUGUGAUGCCAAGAUUCAACGUCUUAAAGAUAUGGGUAUCGAUGAGCAUGAGGCUCGAGCUGUAUUAUCAAAGGAAAACUGGGAUCUAGAAAAGGCUACGGAAAGCCACUUUAGUUAGCUGCAUGCGAUCGAUUUUGUACAAAAUGAGAUGGUCUAGAAUAUGGUUAAGAAGUAAAAAAGCUUAAAUAAAAUAAAAAUAAAAACCUUCAACAAAAAGAAUCAAAUUCAAACAAAAUUUUCGCUGAAACGAUGACCCCAAAUGUAUAAUUAUGAAUUUUGUCAAAAUUUAUAAUAUAAAUUCUCUGUUUUUAUGGUUUUUAUUUAUUUUUUUAUGCUGAAUGUACUGUUUUCAAUACUA